This is a messenger RNA of Hibiscus syriacus, 516 nucleotides long. RefSeq lists its product as uncharacterized. The transcript has 4 exons. The record is from RefSeq and is a predicted model, not a curated record. The coding region runs from base 1 to 516 and encodes 171 amino acids. Lineage: Eukaryota; Viridiplantae; Streptophyta; Magnoliopsida; Malvales; Malvaceae.
AUGUCAUGUAAAGGAGUUGAGAGGGUUCAGCUUUUAAGAAGCUGGCUUGUUGCCCUUAAAGAAAUUGACAGAUUAUGCAAUGAUCAAAAUGAUAAGAAGAAUAUUAUUGAUGAGGAUAAUAAUAAUAACGUUACUAAGGAUGAUAACAACAGCGACAGCUGUGACACUACUGCUAAUGAUAAUGACAGAAACAACGUUGAUCAGUUCUCCUAUGAAGAGAUCAAAGAUUCAACCCAAAAGCCAACUUUGGUGUAUUACUAUGACUCUGAAAUCGGGGAACCAAUGAAUUUUUGGGAGGUUUUUCUGUAUGGUCAAGCUCUUGAAAGGAUGACACUGUCAAUGAUUCUUGAAGCACCAAAUGAGGAAGAGGUUUCACUAUUUGCAGAAAUACUUAGGAUCUGUAUUGAAGGAGGGAAGGAAGUUCAUAAGACAGUAAUGAGCAGCAUAAUGACCUUAGCAGUGGCAUUCUCAAACUAUCAAGAGGAAGUAUUGGUAAGUACAUUGCAUACAUGUUAA